This is a messenger RNA of Vigna umbellata (rice bean), 1295 nucleotides long. The record is from RefSeq and is a predicted model, not a curated record. NCBI's taxonomy places the organism in Eukaryota, Viridiplantae, Streptophyta, Magnoliopsida, Fabales, Fabaceae.
AAUUGUGUGCAGUGAAGGCACUGAAGGAGAUAGGGAGCAAGAUUGGGAAGAAAGAUUGGGACUUUGGAGUGGAUCCUUGCAGUGGAAAAGGGAGUUGGAAUGUUUCUGAUGAUAGGAAAGGCUUUCAGAGCACUGUGAUGUGUGAUUGUUCCUUCAAUAACAACACUUCUUGCCAUGUUGUAAGCAUAUUCUUGAAGGGUCAGAAUCUGUCUGGUACUCUCUCACCAAUGUUUUCCAAGCUUCAGUAUCUCACAAUAUUAGACCUCAGUCGUAACAUCAUCACUGGUUCUAUACCUCAACAGUGGAGUACCAUGGGCUUGGUUGAGAUCUCUCUCAUGGGAAACAAAUUAUCAGGGCCAUUCCCCAAAGUUCUCACCAAUAUCACAACCCUCAGAAACUUGAGUAUUGAAGGAAACCUAUUUUGGGGUCACAUUCCAACGGAGAUUGAGAAGUUGGUCGAUUUAGAAAAACUCGUUCUAUCAUCCAAUGGAUUCACAGGAGCAUUGCCACCCUCACUUUCCAAGUUGACCAAGUUGAUUGAUUUGAGGUUAAGCGACAAUAAUUUCUUUGGGAAGAUACCUGAUUUCAUUAGUAACUGGACAGUGAUAGAAAAGCUGCAUAUGCACGGUUGUUCUCUUGAGGGGCCAAUACCUUCUAGCAUUUCUGCCUUGACAAGACUAAGUGAUUUGAGGAUAACUGACCUAAAAGGGGAUAAAACCUCAGCUUUCCCACCACUAAAUAACUUGAAAUCCAUGAAGACAUUGGUAUUAAGAAAUUGCAGGAUUAAAGGAAAAAUCCCAAAAUAUAUUGGGAGAAUGGAAAAACUGAAAAUCUUAGAUUUGAGUUACAAUAACUUGAGUGGAGAGAUACCUGAAUCUUUUGCCGAACUUGACAAAGUAGACUUCAUGUAUCUUACUGGGAACAAGUUAUCCGGGACUAUACCUGCCUGGGUCCUUGGAAAUAACAAAAAUAUUGAUGUCUCUAACAAUAAUUUCUCCUGGGAUAGCUCAAGUCCAACUGAAUGUCAACGAGGGAGCAUAAACCUUGCUGAAAGCUACUCUUCAUCUGUAGAUACACAAAAUAAGAUUCAUUCAUGCUUAAAAAGGAACUUCCCAUGCCCUGCUUCAGUUAGCCAAUGUAAGUGUACGACCACCAUACUACAAGUUUUAAAUUACCAUGGAGUGAGUAAAAUUUUGUUACCAUAAAUUUAGUGAAAUAAGUUGUUGAAAAAGUUCUCAACUCAACAAUAUAUCUGUUUUUUUCCCAAGGGUUAAGACUAAUCUCCUCUUCCAAUU